Messenger RNA from Necator americanus (New World hookworm), 423 nucleotides. RefSeq lists its product as uncharacterized. The coding region runs from base 1 to 423 and encodes 140 amino acids. The record is from RefSeq and is a predicted model, not a curated record. NCBI's taxonomy places the organism in Eukaryota, Metazoa, Nematoda, Chromadorea, Rhabditida, Ancylostomatidae. The transcript has a single exon.
AUGAUGGCAGCAGCAUUAGAUGACAAUAUGAAGCCGUCCGAGCUCGCAAAGCUUUGCAGAGAGGCGAUAAAGGAAGACCUAAAAGAGAGAAGAGCAGAAGUGCUGGCUGAAGCUGCAGAGGCGGGAAAAAGCACCCGCUAUGCCCGUCAAGACUUCGCCAGUCGCAAGACAAGGAUGACUGCUCUCCGAAACCUGAAGGGAACAACCAUUGCAUCGAGAAGGUGGAUGGAGAAAAUCAUCUACGACUUCUACUCUGAUCUCUGGCAAGGUUCUUUACACGUUAUCUGUCGGAAUGCAAGGUUCCUAAACAGUGGAAGACCAGCAAGACCGUGUUGUUGUAUAAAAAGGGAGAUCCACAUGACAUCAGUAACUAUCGCCCAAUCUGCUUACUGUCCGUCAUCUACAAGCUCUUUAGAAGAGUGA